AUGACAUGGCUCUCCUUGGUCACUCUAUGCUUUCUUUACAAUGCAUUCUGUAUACCACUUCGAUCCAGUUAUCCGUAUCAGACAACUGAAAAUUGGAUUUAUUGGUUCAUGGUUGAUUACAUUUGUGAUGCGGUUUAUAUUAUCGAUAUGUUGAUUAUCAAACCAAGACUUCGAUUCACGAGAGGAGGCAUUCAAGUGAAAACCCUAGCAGAUACUCAAAAACACUACCUGAUGACUCGAACACUAAAACUCGACAUUUUGAGUAUUCUUCCGACGGAUUUCGUGUAUUUUGCAGUUGGAAAGAAGCCCAUCUAUAGAAUGAAUCGUGUUUUGAAAAUAAAUUCGUUCUGGUUGUUAUUCGACAUGCUUGAUAACUCUUUUGCCAAUCCAUAUGCUAUCAGAAUCGCUCGCACACUUUCUUACAUGAUUUAUAUAAUUCAUUGUAACAGUUGUGUUUAUUAUAAACUCUCUGCAAUGCAAGCAUUCGGACAAAUCGCCUAUCUGGAAAAUGGAAAGUGGUAUUUGAACAAAUGGGUUUACAAUAAUCAAGGCAACGCCUACAUCCGUUGCUUCUAUUUUACUGCAGCAGUAGCCACAUCAACAGGAAAUAACCCAGCACCGACUAACGUUAUUGAAUACAUCUACAUGACAUGUUCUUGGAUGAUGGGAGUGUUUGUAUUCGCUUUGCUUCUCGGUCAGAUUCGAGAUAUCGUAUCCAAUGCGAACAGGAAUCGAGAAGAAUUCCAGAGAAAAAUGGAUUUAGCACUCGGCGAAUGUCUGAAACAAGAAACGACAAAUCGAGUUCGUGACUGGUUCAUCUACACGUGGCAACAACAGAAAACUCUUGAUGAGAAGAAAUUGAUAGAGAAACUUCCAUUGAAACUGCAAACCGAUUUGGCUUUAUCCGUCCAUUACACUACGUUGAGCAAAGUUCAACUGUUUCAAGACUGCGAUCGGGCUCUUUUGAGAGAUUUGGUUUUGAAAUUGAGACCAGUUAUCUUUUUGCCUGGAGAUAUGAUUUGUUUGAAGGGAGAUGUCGGAAAAGAAAUGUACAUCAUAAACCAAGGAAUUCUUCAAGUUGUCGGAGGAGAUCACAAUGAAAAAGUGUUUGCCGAAUUGAUGCAAGGAGCUGUAUUCGGAGAGAUUAGUUUAUUGGCAAUUGGUGGAAAUAACAGAAGAACAGCGUCUAUUCGUGCAAAGGGAUACUGUACCCUUUUCGUUUUGGCGAAGGAAGAUUUGAAUGACGUCAUCAGGUAUUAUCCACAGGCACAGGCUAUUUUGAGGAGGAAAGCAGCGGCAAUGUUGAAAAAUGAUAAGAAGAGUGAUGAGAAGACGGAGAAGAUCAAGCAGCAGGCGGAGUUGGAGGACAGGUGUAAGAUUAAUCCACGACAAGUUCCCAAGUUGAUUACGCUGAUCGCGAACAUGGAGGAAAUGAAUGAAAACAAAGGAGUAAGAGACUUGAAGAAGGCAAUCGAAGAGGAAACAGACAAAUCCCGACGCCAAUCAAUCUACUAUCCAUGGAGUACACUUCAAAGAGACGAUGAGGAUGAAGAAGAGUGGAAUGAAGAAGAUUUAUCAUCUGUUGGAGAGGAUACUGAUAUUGAACCAAUGGAAAAUCAUGAAGGGCCAAUGGAUGAUGACGUGGAUCCCAUGGAAGACAUUGAUCUGGCAGCAGAAGUGUCUCAUUCAGAUGAAGAUGACGAUUGGGAGAAGCCUGGAUCAUCGGGAACCAAGAAGUUGCAUGCUGACUAA
Messenger RNA from Caenorhabditis remanei, 1752 nucleotides. RefSeq lists its product as uncharacterized. Gene Ontology annotation, molecular function: voltage-gated potassium channel activity; protein-containing complex binding; intracellularly cAMP-activated cation channel activity. The transcript is spliced from 11 exons. The record is from RefSeq and is a predicted model, not a curated record. Gene Ontology annotation, biological process: potassium ion transport; monoatomic cation transmembrane transport. Bases 1 to 1752 code for a protein of 583 amino acids. NCBI's taxonomy places the organism in Eukaryota, Metazoa, Nematoda, Chromadorea, Rhabditida, Rhabditidae. Gene Ontology annotation, cellular component: intracellular cyclic nucleotide activated cation channel complex; plasma membrane.